CGGAACACCGACGAUAUGCGAGUGGCUGCGGAUCGACCAGGAUCGGUACAAGUGACCUCGUCUCGCGCUUAAGCAAAAGACGACGCCGAGUGAGAACCUGCUGCGAGCGCUGGAUAGUGUUGUACAUAUUCACGGUGUGAAACCAACCCGCGCUCAUACCCCAUCCCCCGCUCUUCGUCAGAUUCCGAGCGCUCAUCUAAAAUCCGUCCACUGCCCAGUCUACAUCCUUUCGUCGUCUUGUGAAGAUCGCGUAACGCGCUAUCUAUGCUUGUCAAACGAUGACAGACGAGCCCCAGAACACCGCCGGCCCGAGCCACUCUCAUUCUCUGCGCCUCUCCUCGCUCGGAUCGAGCCAUGCCAGCCAGCCGUCGCAGGCCGGCCCGUCCACCUCUUCAACCUCCAUCCGCUCGUACCGCUCCAAGAAGAUCAGGCCGUGCGACAACUGCCGUUCGAGGCGACAGAGGUGCGACAUUCCUCGCGCGGGGGAGGCAUGCCGUCUCUGUGUCGUCACCAAGAAGCAGUGCACCUUUCUGCGUGAGCGCCGCAAAGCCCCAAGCGACUUGAAAAAGCUUGCUGAGCGCGAGGCCGAGCUCACGGCCCAGCUGGGCAAAGAGCGGACUCCGCGUGGGCAGAACUCGUCCGCCGAGAGCGCCGCCACGCACGCCAGCACGAGCUCGUCUCCUGAGCCUGGUAGCACGGCCUGUCUUGCCCACCUCACCUCAUAUAUCCUCAGCACGCGGGGCGCGCCUAUGCUCGUCCCCGAGCCCAUGGCACUGGACGCCGAAGGUGACGCCGACGAGGAGCUCUACCUCGUGGGCACGGCGAGCGAGCGUGACGCCCUCAUCCUCAAUAACAUGACCGAUAGCGUUGGCCCGUCUCUCGUGCAACCUCGCCCUAUUCCAGGCGUUCGAUUACGCACAGUCGCCCCCGGUGUCCACUUCGUAUUUUACAAGAGCAUGCCGUACGGCUCGCCGGACGAGGGUACAUGGGCGACGCUCCGCGACAUGAUCACGCCAGCGCUCGUGCCCACUGUCCUUCAGGCGUUUUUCGCUGUUGAGGCACCUGCCCACCCUGUGUUGCGCCACGAACCACAGCUCUCCUCCCCCAUCCUGCGCUGCAUGAUCCUCACCGCGGGCCUCAUGUACAUCCCCCAGCUACGACGGCUGCACAAGGAGGCGUACGUGCGAACGAUGGCGGCUUUGCGCUCACAGAGCCCUAAAGCCCGCCUCUGGACGCUCCAGGUCUACCUCCUCGACCUAGACGGUCGCGAGACCCUGGACGCCAGUGGCAACUUCGUGACUCUCGGCCUCGCCAUCUCCACCGCUCUCCUCCUCGGGCUGCACCAGGACUGCGGCGCCUGGAGCAUACCGGCAUGGGAGAAGGAGCUGCGUACCCGGUUGUGGUGGAGCCUCCUCAAUUACGACCGCUUCAGCAGCCUCACCUUUGGGCGGCCGCGGCACAUUGUCACGCCCAACGUCGUCCCCCUCCCGCCUCGGAACGCAAGCGACACGAUGAGCUACGAUGCGUUCGUGAGCGCGUGCGAGCUCGGUGCUAUUCUUGACGACCUCGAUAGCCCUCAUGCCUCCCUCGCCUCGCUGGCGAGCAUGAGUAUGCGUCUUGACGCGUGGAAGAAUGCCGCAGACUCACGAGGCCUCUUCGCGGCCGAGCCCGCGGCUCCCGGCGUCCGCUCCACCCAGCUCCUCUACUUCGGAAGCUGCAUCAUGGUCGUGCGUGCGAUCUUUGACGCCCUCGACCCGACUGAACUCGAUGCUCUCGAGGCCGCCCGCCACUCGUGCCUCAUGGCCUGCGAGGGUGUUGUAGACUUUGUCGCAGCACUCACCCCUAGUGACCUUUACGGGUACUGGACGUCUCACUCGCCCUUCAUGCUCAGCCUUACAUUGACCAUGCUUGUGCGCAUUAUCGUAAACGCCGGCGAGGCGGGUGUGCGCGAGACGGCGUUGCUCGCUCUGCGCCGCUUCACCUCCUUCCUGGGCGACCAUCAGAACACGGGGUGGGAUGUAGGACAGCUCGCCCUCGCCCGUGCCCACUACUUCAUUCCUCUGCUUACCCGGCGCAACCCAGAGUUUGGGAGUGUGCUCGACUCGGUGCAGAGUAGCAUGCCGGCGCCAGCCGACGGUGCACUUGCCGACUUCCUCAACAACCUCGUUGAUCCGAGCGGAAUGCACGAGCUCGGCCUCGGGGGUCUGUUCUCGGUUCCGACGUUGUAGGCCGUCUCUGUAGCAUCACAGGUAUAUUAGGGGUAUCAAGGCACAAUGUAUAGUACGCGGUCGUGAGCAAAGCCGUUAGUCUACAGCCCCUCGCGAACCGGUGCGCUGGUGUCGGAAAGCUUCUCCCCCGGGCCGCGCUUCUUGACCGUCUUCAUAAACUUGACGCCGGGAAUGUUGACAAUUGGGACGUGCUCGCACGUGCAGCGCUCCUCGAUGGGGACGUCGGCAAGAACCUGAGGU
Molecule: messenger RNA, 2468 nt
Organism: Cutaneotrichosporon oleaginosum
Lineage: Eukaryota; Fungi; Basidiomycota; Tremellomycetes; Trichosporonales; Trichosporonaceae
Biological process (GO): DNA-templated transcription
Cellular component (GO): nucleus
Molecular function (GO): DNA binding; DNA-binding transcription factor activity, RNA polymerase II-specific; zinc ion binding
Source: RefSeq, a predicted model, not a curated record